Messenger RNA from Vigna radiata var. radiata (mung bean), 414 nucleotides. RefSeq lists its product as uncharacterized. The record is from RefSeq and is a predicted model, not a curated record. Lineage: Eukaryota; Viridiplantae; Streptophyta; Magnoliopsida; Fabales; Fabaceae. The coding region runs from base 1 to 414 and encodes 137 amino acids. The transcript has a single exon.
AUGGAUUAUCUCAAAGAAGAAUAUGAUGGAGAUGAUCGAAUUAAAGGCAUGAAGGUGUUGAAUCUCAUUAGAGAGUUUGAAUUGCAGAAGAUGAAGGAAUCUAAAACUAUCAAGGAGUACUGUAAGAGGCUUCUGAACAUAGCAAACAGAGUAAGAUUGCUUGGUUCUAAACUUAAGGACUCUCGUAUUGUUGAAAAAAUUCUGGUUACCGUACUUGAAAGGUUUGAAGCUACCAUAACCACCUUAGAAAACACUAAGGAUUUUUCCAAGAUUACCUUGGCAGAGUUGCUAAAUUCCUUAGAGGCACAAGAGCAACAAAGGGCUAUGAGAGAAGAAGGCUUUGUUGAGGAUGCCUUGCCUACUAAACAUGAAGACAACUGGAAAAACAAAAAAAAGGAACCAACAAACAAAUAG